GGAAAUCACCUCCAAAAUUUCCCUUCUCUUUCCUUAACUUUUCCUGGUUUCUUUCUUUGUCUGUUUUUCUUCAGAUUCUUCAAUUCAUCUCUGUUUAAUUACAACCCAAAAAUGAAGAAAAAGGCUUCCGCUUUCUUCAAGAAAGUGAUUUGCCUAUUGAGUUCUAUCGUUAAAGCAAAAUCCAUGUCUGUCAAGAACAAAACCAGCGCGGUCAAGGCUCGCCUCAUUAUGUUUUCUUUAAUGAAGAACAAGAAAGUUCUUCUCGGCACGAUCUCGAACAAGAUUCAUGGCCUCCUCGGUCACCACGAUGAUCAUGAAGCUGAUCAGAGCAAAGCCAUUGUUCUCUACAAUGCCAUCGCUGCCACGGAGCCAACUCAGUCGAGCUCGAGCUAUACGCAUCAGCUGGAGUACUAUAACAGCGAUAAUGACAACGAUAACGAGAAGUAUCCAGAUCUUACUCAUUCGUUAUUCAACGAAGAGGGUUUCGAGUUCGACGACGAUGACGAUGACGAUGAUCAAGGCGGGUCGAUAAUCGAUCUGGUGAAGAAUUCUAAAGAAGAAGGAGGGGAGGAUUUCAGCUUGGAAGAAGAGAUUGAUCAUGUUGCGGAUUUGUUCAUAAAGAGGUUUCAUAAACAGAUGCGUUUACAGAAGCUUCAAUCUUUCAAGAGGUUUCAAGAAAUGCUUGCCAGAGGCGUCUGA
Messenger RNA from Pistacia vera, 699 nucleotides. RefSeq lists its product as uncharacterized. The record is from RefSeq and is a predicted model, not a curated record. NCBI's taxonomy places the organism in Eukaryota, Viridiplantae, Streptophyta, Magnoliopsida, Sapindales, Anacardiaceae. The coding region runs from base 112 to 699 and encodes 195 amino acids. The transcript has a single exon.